Molecule: messenger RNA, 1001 nt
Organism: Cucurbita pepo subsp. pepo (vegetable marrow)
Lineage: Eukaryota; Viridiplantae; Streptophyta; Magnoliopsida; Cucurbitales; Cucurbitaceae
Product: 3-hydroxyacyl-CoA dehydrogenase family protein
Biological process (GO): fatty acid metabolic process
Molecular function (GO): NAD+ binding; oxidoreductase activity, acting on the CH-OH group of donors, NAD or NADP as acceptor
Source: RefSeq, a predicted model, not a curated record
GAUAACUGAAUGAUUCUCUCUCCGAUUACAGAAAUCGCCGCCAGAUUUGUGGGUUCUCGAUGACGGAAAUCAAGGUUAUUGGUGUCGUUGGCGGCGGUCAAAUGGGCUCCGGAAUUGCUCAACUCGCCGCCGCGUACGGCCAUGAUGUUUGGCUAAUCGAUUCAGACCCUGCCGCUCUUACUAAAGCAACCAACUCCAUUUCUUCCUCAAUCCAACGCCUGGUCUCCAGAAACCUUCUCUCUCGAGAAGUUGGUGUCAGUGCUCUUCAACGUCUAAAAUGUUCAACUGAUUUGAAAGAGCUUCAUUCAGCAGAUGUCAUCAUAGAAGCUAUCGUGGAAUCAGAAGAUGUUAAAAGAAAGCUAUUUCUUGAAUUGGAUAAGAUUGCAAAACCAUCUGCAAUUCUAGCUUCUAAUACAAGUUCCAUCCCCAUCACUCGCUUAGCAUCGUCGACCACACGUCCCGACAAGGUUAUUGGCAUGCAUUUCAUGAAUCCACCACCUAUAAUGAAGUUGGUUGAGAUUGUUCGAGGUGCGGAUACAUCCGAUGAAACGUUUCAUGCAAUAAAAACCUUGGCUGAGAGGCUUGGCAAAACAUUGAUAUGCUCUCAGGACUACUCUGGCUUCAUUGUGAACAGAAUCCUAAUGCCAAUGAUUAACGAGGCGUUUUUCGCUCUCUACACCGGAGUGGCAACGAAGGAAGACAUCGACACAGGAAUGAAGCUAGGAACAAACCAUCCCAUGGGUCCCUUGGAGCUUGCAGACUUAAUUGGUUUGGAUGUUUGUGUAUCAAUCAUGAAGGUACUUCACUCUGGACUUGGUGAUGAUAAAUAUGCUCCCUGCCCUCUUCUCGUGCAGUAUGUCGAUGCUGGUCGCCUCGGAAGAAAGCGAGGAUUAGGCAUAUACGAUUACCGUAAAUUACCAAAACCAGAAAAAUCUAAAUCUCGACUUUGAUUCAUUCGAGUCUAUAAGAUAAAUAUGUGACAUGGAUGAUCCUGCUCUCAA